Molecule: messenger RNA, 3079 nt
Organism: Stylophora pistillata
Lineage: Eukaryota; Metazoa; Cnidaria; Anthozoa; Scleractinia; Pocilloporidae
Biological process (GO): signal transduction
Molecular function (GO): protein binding
Source: RefSeq, a predicted model, not a curated record
ACAUGCACACAAAUAAUAAUUCGUUCGAAAGACUAUUGAUCGAAGGCUAGUGUUGUCAACGAUAGAUUAUUACCUUUUAUAUGUUGUGACCGAUGGGAAGUGGGACCUCUAAAAGAACCGAACAGGCAGUAACAACCCAUGCAAGGUCAAAUGGUAAACAAACAGCAAUUGAAAAUAUUUACCAUUCAGAGGAACGUCACGGUAAACUUUCCACAGAUGCAAGAUCCUCAAACGGAAAUGUGAAAGCUGAAUCUAACGCGACCACCAGAGAAGAAAAACCCGUGACGGAUCGUUUCUCGGCAGAAAAUGAAGAGAUAACUAAAGAUAGUAAUGACGAAAAGAUAUUUAUAUCUUCGUUCUGCGAAAAUGAUCCUCAACUUGAAACACGAUUAAGUGCCACAAAUAGGCAUUAUCAGUCCUUGAAUGACGCUUUUCAUGAUGAAAAUUUUUUGACUGAAACGUCACUUGAACAUGCCAAAGCUUUGAUUGAUGUUUACUCAAAGUGUAGGAAAAGAUCAAACAAAACCGUUGUGACAGAUUUUGCUUUGGCAUUGGGAAUACAUAAACUUGUUUACGAUAUAAUUGAUGAUCGUAGAAGUAAUUACCCCGACAUAACAACCUGGGAUAGGAUAGUUCGUAAGGAUACGGAGAAAGAAGGGCAGGGCAAUCAUGAGGAGACAAAUGACAGCACUCUUGCCGGUGACGAGAACCAGAACCUUGACAGUACCUCACCAGAUGUUGAACAAGUUAAAGAAGGAGAGAUCCACAAGAAAACCCAGGAGAGAGGAAUUGCUGACCCUCCAGAAAGCGCCAAGGACGAGGAAACAAAUAAUACACAUGAUCAGAAACCACAAGAGGGAGAUGAAAUCCAAAAGACAAUUCAAGAAGGUGCAAGUGAGGAAGACAAAACUUCAGAAGAGGAUGAAGAGAAGAUAACAGCACUGAAGAUGUCGCAGGAUCUUCUAAACCAUCUGUUAGCGGCAAUUAUGAACUUUACUGACCUUCAUGAUUCAUUCUGUUUGGCAUGCAAUGAUCUUGGGAUGGUGCAAAUUCUCAUUGGUAUGACAAAGGAUCUACAAGAUACAAUACCCUAUCAUGUAAAAUAUGUGAAUCCCAAAACCCAGUACUUAUCCAAGUACUCAUCACGAGGGAAAAUGUUAAACAGGACCCUGGGAGUCCUACAUAAUUUAUCCAAACGUGUGCCAACCAGGGUGAACUUUGCUGUUUGCCAGGCAUUAGAUGUGCUUAUUCCUCUUCUUAAAGCAGAAGUGGCUCUGUUUGGUGCAAAGAGCCUGCUUGUAUUGGCCUGCCUGAUUGAUGAAGAUAACAACCAUUUGAUCAUGGCUGACGAAGGACCAAUCAAAUUCCUUACAAGCAUCCUGAAGAAAGCUAUUGGAUCAACCACUCACAGAUAUUUGGGACUCUCUGCAUCGGAGCUAGCAGAGGGACUGGGGCAAAUUGCUGUUAACGAUAGCAACAAGAAAACGACUGGCCAAUGCGAAGCUGUCCCAAUCCUGGUAAAAAUGCUACAAAAUGCAAAAGGCAACGAGGAGACACUGAAUGCUUGUAAUACACUUUGGACAUUAGCUUUUGACGAGACAAAUAGACAAAUGAUUAAGAGCGAUGACUACGCAUUGUUUGAGCUGCGGAAACUUCUAACAACAAGUGAAGAUAGCCAGAUAAAGAGAGCCGCCGCUGGUGCAUUAUGGGAAUGUGAAGGUAAAGAGAAACACGCUGAGGAGAAACAGGAAACAGUCACAUUGCAACAAGUAUCAGAAGCGAAGCACGUGAUGAUCAGUUACCAAUGGGAUGUGCAAAACCUCGUGAUUCAGAUCAAAAACAAACUUCAAGCGGACGGCUUCAAAGUUUGGAUGGACGUCGACGAGAUGGGCGGCUCUACUCUGGAAAGUAUGGCCAGGGCUGUGGAGAAUGCGAGUGUUGUGUUAGUCUGUGUGUCUCAGAAAUACAAGGAGAGUCCUAACUGUAGAUCAGAGGCGGAGUACACGUUUCAACUUCACAAAGACGUUAUCCCUUUGAUGAUGGAUGGUAAAUACAAACCCGAUGGUUGGCUCGGCUUCAUUGUGGGAUCAAAAUUCUGGAUUGACUUCAGUGAAAAACACAAACUGGACUCUAACCUUGGCGCACUCAUAAGGGAACUGGGAAAUAGAGGAAAAAUUGAGCUGCACGAACCUGUUGCUCAAGGCUUAGGAAUUAAACCAGCAGCCGCACUUGUUGAUGUUGUUGAUGCCUCGCCCCAGACCUCCAUCAAGUCGUGGACGUGUGGCGAUGUCAAAAAGUGGCUGAAUGAUGUUGGACUGGAAAACAGAUUAGAUCCAAAGGCUGUGCAGCAACUAGAUGGUCAGAUGUUAAUACGUCUUCGAGAUCUCAGAAAAGAGACAAGCCCGGAUUUCUUCUAUGCAUCAGUUAAAGCAGAGUUCAAACUGGAAAGCUUGUUUGAUUUGUUAAAGUUCGCAGAUGCUUUGGAAAAACUGGAUGCAUAGGUUUGCCGUCGAACAUGCUUCUGUUUAGAGGCGAUUUACCCAUGGAGCAAUGUGUUUGCCACUAAUACAUCAUCGGUCCCCCUUAGUACCUUCUCUUACCAAUGAUUGGUGUGGCGCGAAAAGUCUAAACCACGACUUAGCCGGCCAGUAUCACAGUAUAGUGAAAGGGCGUCUCCAGUCGAGUUCACCUCGUCACCAGUGUUGAAACGAGUAUGUGGGGCACUUCGUAUACAGCUGUUUUUGGUGACUUUAGAGAUAACGCCAUGAAGCCUUUGGAACGAAGGAAUAUUUACAGCUGAAGUCGCGCUGACGCAAACGUGCUCUGUUUGUGGCUUCUUCACUUUUACGGAAUAGAAAUAAGGUUACCCAGUUCCAGGCUCUCAUUCACUGGAAAAGAAUAAAGAGCGGGCAAGCAAAAAACGGCGUUUGCAGUCGUGAGGGAAACGACUGCGGAACGUCAAUUUUUCUUUUCCUGACCCACGGCCUCAGCCGCUCGUCACAGGCCAGAACAAAGCUAAUUUUUAAUUAAUUUUUUCAAUUAAUUUUCUGAAAAAAAGAAUAUACAUUCAUAUAUAUAU